AUGGAAGCUGAGGAAACGAUGGAAUGUAUUCAGGAAUUUCCCGAGCACUAUAAAGUCAUUUUGGACAGGCUGAAUGAACAGCGUGAGCAGGACCAGUUUACAGACAUCACUCUGAUUGUUGAUGGUCACCAUUUCAAAGCUCAUAAGGCUGUUCUUGCUGCCUGUAGCCAGUUCUUCCACAAAUUCUUCCAAGAUUUCACUCAAGAGCCUUUGGUGGAGAUUGAAGGUGUCAGUAACAUGGCAUUUCGUCACCUAAUCGAGUUCACCUAUACAGCAAAACUAAUGGUCCAAGGUGAGGAAGAAGCAAAUGAUGUCUGGAAAGCAGCUGAGUAUCUACAGAUGCUAGAAGCAAUCAAAGCACUUGAGACCAGGAACAAAGAAAAUUCAUCUCCCUUAGAAUCAAAUGAAACACAAGAUAAAAAUAAACCGAAAAAGAGGAAGAUUGCUGAAACCUCUAACGUUAUCACAGAAACACUGCCAUCUGCGGAAUCAGAGCCUGUUGAAAUUGAGGUUGAGGUUGCUGAAGGGACGAUUGAAGUGGAAGAUGAUGGCACUGAAACACUUGAGAUAGCAUCUGCAGAGCAAUCCAUAAAGUACAUACAGACAACAGGUACAUCAGAUGAAUCUGCGUUGGCCCUUUUGGCAGAUAUCACCAGCAAGUAUCGUCAGGGAGAGAGAAAAUGCCAGAUCAAGGAAGAAGGUGAUAGUGCAACUGAUCCUUCAUGCAAACAGGUAGAAGGUAUUGAAAUUGUGGAACUACAGCUGUCACACAUGAACAAUUUAUUCCACUGUGAGAAAUGUAACCGUUCAUUUAAAUUGUUUUACCAUUUUAAGGAACACAUGAAAACACACUCUGCUGAGAGUUACAAGUGUGACAUGUGCAAUAAAAGAUACCUGCGAGAGAGUGCUUUGAAACAGCACCUCACCUGUUACCACCUUGAUGAAGGUGGUGCCAGCAAGAAGCAAAGACCUGGCAAGAAAAUACAUGUGUGCCAGUACUGUGAUAAGCAGUUUGACCACUUUGGCCAUUUUAAAGAGCACCUCCGGAAGCACACAGGUGAAAAACCAUUUGAAUGUCCAAACUGCCAUGAGCGUUUUGCUAGGAAUAGCACACUCAAAUGUCACCUGACAGCCUGUCAGUCUGGAGCUGGAGCUAAAAAGGGAAGAAAGAAGCUGUAUGAGUGUCAGGUCUGUAACAGCGUGUUUAACAGCUGGGAUCAAUUCAAAGAUCACUUGGUAAUACACACUGGUGACAAACCCAACCACUGUACCUUAUGUGAUUUGUGGUUUAUGCAAGGUAGUGAGCUGAGAAGGCAUCUCAAAGAAACACACAAUAUUUCAGAACGAAUAGUGACAGAAGAGUUUCUUCCAGUGGAAGCUAUGGAAGCUGAACCUGUAACAUCAAUGACGAUAAUAGAACAAGUGGAGCAAGUCCAUGUCCUGCCAGUAAUUCAGGUACAAGUGGAUCCUGCUCAGGUAACUGUGGAACAGAUGCACCAGGAUCUCAUACAGGACAAUCAAGUGAAAGGCACACAGAUGGAGGAACUGCAAGAACAGGUGCAAAUCAGCUACUUGGAAGUCGAACAUAUUCAGACUGAACAAGGCGCUGAAGUUCAUGUGGAGCAGUUGCAUGUUGAGCAUGUAAAUCAAAUACAAAUGGAAGAGGUACAGGCAGAACUUAUAGAUGGAACAGACCUUGAACAUGUAGAGUAUCAAAGUGUUAACCAAGGAGAAGUGGAAGAAAAGAAGUCUAAUCAAAUAGAUGAUGCAGAUAAGGAACACCAUGAACAAGCUGAAGACUUAAAACCACAACAACUAGUGGAGUCUCAGAAUGAAAACAUGGGUGACUAGGAUGAAAACCAACACUGCAGGUUUUGGAAUGAAAUACCAA
This is a messenger RNA of Acanthisitta chloris (rifleman), 1891 nucleotides long. RefSeq names its product zinc finger protein 131 (gene ZBTB35). Gene Ontology annotation, molecular function: DNA-binding transcription factor activity, RNA polymerase II-specific; protein binding; RNA polymerase II cis-regulatory region sequence-specific DNA binding. The transcript has 6 exons. The coding region runs from base 1 to 1851 and encodes 616 amino acids. Gene Ontology annotation, cellular component: nucleus. Lineage: Eukaryota; Metazoa; Chordata; Aves; Passeriformes; Acanthisittidae. Gene Ontology annotation, biological process: regulation of transcription by RNA polymerase II. The record is from RefSeq and is a predicted model, not a curated record.